Penicillium odoratum is the source of this 5697-nucleotide messenger RNA. RefSeq names its product DNA-binding ATPase. Lineage: Eukaryota; Fungi; Ascomycota; Eurotiomycetes; Eurotiales; Aspergillaceae. Bases 1 to 5697 code for a protein of 1898 amino acids. The record is from RefSeq and is a predicted model, not a curated record. The transcript is spliced from 4 exons. Gene Ontology annotation, molecular function: ATP hydrolysis activity; ATP-dependent chromatin remodeler activity; ATP binding.
AUGACUUCCCGCCUUGACCGCCUGGUCACUCUACUCGAGACUGGAAGCACUCAGUUGAUCCGGAAUACAGCAGCCCAGCAAUUGGGGGAUGUUCAAAAACAACAUCCAGAUGAGCUCUUCAAUCUCCUUGGCAGAAUUCUGCCAUAUCUCCGAUCUAAGUCCUGGGAUACAAGAACUGCUGCUGCUCGAGCGAUCGGCCUGAUUGUUAGCAAUGCAGAAGUUUACGACCCCAAUGAAGAUGAUGGCAUGCAGAUCAAAUCCGCAGCUGAAGAUGAUGAUGUGGAGAUCAAAUCCGAGGUCAAAUCGGAGGAUGCUCCAUCCACGUUUCUUCAACUCGACACCAUGGACAUCGGAUCCAUCCUAAAGUACGGCAAGAGGCUGCUCGGUAGUGCUGGAAAAGAGUAUGAGUACUCUCUAGCGUCAAUGGAUCCCGCGACACGCCUCAAACAUCAGAAAAAGACACUGACAGGCCGCCUCGGCCUUGAUGGGGAGUACAUCGAAGAUGAACUACUUGAUACAGCUGAGAUGGUUCCCAAAUUGGCAACACCAGCCCCGAAGCGAGAGUCCAAUGUGGCUUCACUAUCUCGAAUCAACAGCAUCCCGGAUUUACCUUCUCGGCGGCCAUCGUCACCAGACGCCAAACAAGAAGAGUCGGGUCUCAGCAAGCGCCAAUUGAACCAACUGAAGCGAAAGAACAAACAAAAUGCCAAGAUGGGAGCCAACAAAGUCCGCGUGGUGGAUUUGUCCUCCCGUCGAACAUCAGAGAACAUUGUAACACCAACCACCCCUCAUCCUGUCAAGGCCGAGAAUGGAGAUGACCAGAAUGGAGAAAGUAAACCCGACUACUUUUCUUUGGAACGAUCCGCCGAAGACGACGAAUCCAAGAUUGUUGCGGAAUUCAAAGGGCCAAUCGCACCUGAGCGAUCAGUCCUCCAGCCUGAAAUCGUGGACCAGGGUUCAGGGUGGCCCCUAGAAUGCAUGUGUGAAUUUUUGACCAUGGAUAUCUUUGAUCAGAACUGGGAGGUUCGCCAUGGUGCAGCCAUGGCUCUACGUGAGGUCAUUAGGGUCCAAGGUCCGGCAGCCGGUCGGAUGGAGGGCAAGACUCGGGCAGAGAAUGAUUCACUGAACCGUCAAUGGCUCGACGACCUUGCUUGCCGGUUGCUCUGUGUGCUCAUGCUCGAUCGGUUUGGUGACUACAUCUCCGACAACGUGGUCGCUCCGAUUCGAGAAACCGUGGGCCAGACCCUGGGUGCCCUUUUGUCCCACCUAAGCCCCAAGUCUGUUCGACAUGUUUACCGAGCCCUUUACCGAAUCAUUAUGCAGACUGAUCUCGGUCUGGAUCGCCCUGUGUGGGAGGUUUGUCAUGGUGGUAUGAUUGGUUUACGUUACUUGGUUGCAAUUCGCAAGGAUCUGCUUGUCAAGGACUCUGCCAUGAUGGAUGGGGUCCUUGAGGCUGUCAUGAAAGGUCUUGCCGACUUCGAUGAUGACGUGCGCGCUGUAAGCGCCGCAACACUUGUUCCCAUUGCGGAAGAGUUUGUCACGUCACGGGGUGGUACUCUGGGGCCUCUGAUGAACAUUGUUUGGGAUUGCCUUUCCAACCUGCAAGACGAUCUCAGUGCCAGCACAGGUUCCGUGAUGGAUCUUCUCGCCAAGCUGUGUACAUUUACUCAAGUCCUGGAUGCGAUGAAAGCCAACGCAGCGGACGACCCGGAGGCUUCAUUUGGCAAGCUGGUCCCUCGUCUUUAUCCUUUCUUGCGGCAUACAAUCACAAGUGUUCGCUCAGCGGUUCUUCGGGCCUUGAUGACCUUCUUGAGACUGGAAGGAAAAGGCAGCACAGACUGGGUGGACGGCAAGGCGCUGCGCUUGAUUUUCCAGAAUCUGCUCGUGGAGCGCAACGAGGAGGUUCUCAAACUAUCACUUCAAGUUUGGUCAGAGCUGCUCAAAGCUGUUGAGAAUCAUGGCCACUUCAAACCCGAGACCGAGCUGUCAAACUCCAUUGAACCCCUUAUUUCCCUUACCCUUGGUCCAUUCGGUGUUCCUCGUUACCCCAUCCCGUUGAACGCGUGUCUCUUCAUCAAGCCAUCUGGCGUUCCCUUCGCUAUUGCCGCCCCACCCCCCGCAAAAGUUUCACCCCCUGCUACGUCUGGUGGUACAGAGCCGGCCAAGCCUGGCCGUAGACGCAAGUCUGAGAAAAAAGAAGCAGCCCCACCCCCAUCAACUCACAACGUGGAUGGGCACAUGUUGUCUGGCGACAUAGAUCUCGUCGGCGCUGACACAAUGCUGCGAUCCAAGAUCUAUGCUUCAAGGGCGUUAGGCGAGUUGCUUUCUGUCUGGGACAAGCACGAGCUCCCGAGUUUCUGGUCGCCGAUUUUGGAUGGCCUCAAUGCCUCAGCCUCAACCUCCCAGCUCUCCUCUGCCAUGGUCAUAGAGGAGUAUGCCCGAUUUACUGGACCAGAGAGCAAGUACGCCUCAUCUCUCACAGAUAAGCUUCGUCCGGUUGUUGAAGAAGAACGUCCAUCUUGGUAUUCAGACAUCUCCUGCUACCUGCAUGUCGCUCGUGCUCAAUGCCAUUCCCUGCUGAAUACUUUCCGAGAUCACGCACAUGUCCCGACCUCCCGGCUACCGACAUUGGCUGUUGUUGUUCAAGGCGACCCUGAAGCCGGUCCCAAUGCAUUCUCUCUUGCUGAUGCCGAGAAGAUUGUGGGUGCCGACUUUGAACGCCUCAAGAAGAGCCUGACACCUGCGCAGAGAAUCACUGCCACUCAGGUCUUGAACGAUACCCGUGCAACGGCUCAAUCUGCUGUUGACGAGGCUCGUGGAAUCAAGGAGCAACGUGACAUGCGUGUCCCUGCAGCCGCUGCGGGUGCAUUGGUUGCUCUUCGAGAUAUUCCCAAACGCCCUGGUCAUAUCAUUAAGGGUAUGAUGGACAGUAUCAAGAAGGAGGAUAAUGUUGAGCUUCAGCAACGCUCAGCAACUGCGGUGGCAAGCCUUAUCGAGCAUUACACAGCAGCAACAAAACGUGGACCAGUCGACAAAAUCAUUGGAAACCUCGUCAAAUACUGCUGCGUGGAUACAUCUGAGACUCCCGAGUUCCAGCACAAUGCCCAGUUGGAGAAGUCAAUCUUGUCUUUGCGCAAGGAAGAGGAUCGACGAGACCACCCCGAUGCUGCCAAAUUCGAGCGCGAGGCUAGAGAGGCUCGUAUCAUGCGCCGUGGUGCCAAGGAGGCUUUGGAGCAAUUGGCUGUUAAGUUUGGCGCUGAACUUCUCGAAAAGGUGCCAAACCUUGCUGCCUUGGUCGAAAAACCUUUGAAUGAUGCCUUGGCGGGCGAGCUGCCUGAAGACAUCACCAAACCCGAGACAACGCUUGGACAGGAGGUUGUUGAUGGUCUAUCCACACUUCGUGCCCUUCUGCCCAAAUUUGAUUCUGGCUUACAUCCCUGGGUCAUUGGUCUCAUGCCUAUUAUUGCCAAAGCUUUACAAUGCCCUUUAUCAGUGAUCCGCUAUGCAGCAGCGAAGUGCUUUGCUACAAUCUGCAGCGUCAUUACCGUGGAAGCUAUGACGAUGUUAGUGGAAAAGGUGCUCCCCACAAUCAACCACGCUUUGGAUGUCCACCACCGGCAGGGUGCUAUCGAGUGCAUUUAUCACCUUAUACAUGUGAUGGAAGAUAGGAUCCUCCCCUACGUCAUCUUCCUGGUCGUUCCUGUUCUCGGACGUAUGAGCGACUCCGACAACGAUGUUCGACUGCUAGCAACCACUUCAUUUGCUACUUUGGUCAAACUCGUGCCGCUGGAAGCUGGUAUCCCCGACCCGCCUGGUUUCUCCGAGGAGCUGCUCAGAGGUCGCGACCGAGAGAGAAAAUUCAUGUCCCAAAUGCUGGACGUGCGCAAGGUGGAGCCAUUCGAGAUUCCUGUUGCAAUCAAAGCCGAGCUCCGCCCAUACCAACAGGACGGUAUUAACUGGCUUGCUUUCCUCAACCGUUAUAACCUCCACGGCAUUCUCUGCGAUGACAUGGGUCUUGGAAAGACUCUUCAAACGAUUUGCAUUGUUGCGAGUGACCACCACAUGCGGGCGGAGGAAUUUGCCAAAAGCCAAUCUCCUGAUUCUCGCAAGCUCCCCUCCUUAAUCAUUUGCCCACCAUCACUUUCUGGUCAUUGGCAGCAGGAAGUCAAGCAGUACGCCCAAUUCCUCAACUGUAUUGCCUAUGUCGGUCCUCCGGCAGAGCGAUCGAGGCUUCAGGCUCAGCUAGGCACAGCAGACGUGGUCGUUACCUCCUACGAUGUCUGCCGGAACGAUAAUGAAAUCCUUAACAAAAUCAACUGGAAUUACUGUGUGCUUGAUGAGGGCCACCUCAUCAAGAACCCGAAGGCCAAGAUCACGAUUUCUGCUAAGCGGCUAAUGAGUAAUCAUCGCCUGAUCCUCUCUGGUACGCCGAUUCAGAACAAUGUGCUUGAGCUAUGGUCACUCUUCGAUUUCUUGAUGCCUGGUUUCCUUGGCACGGAGAAGGUCUUCUUGGACCGAUUUGCAAAGCCAAUUGCUGCGAGCCGAUUCAGCAAAUCCUCAUCGAAAGAACAAGAAGCCGGUGCUUUGGCAAUUGAAGCCUUGCAUAAGCAAGUGUUGCCUUUCCUCCUCCGUCGUCUGAAGGAAGAGGUCUUGAAUGAUCUGCCUCCCAAGAUCAUUCAGAACUACUAUUGUGACCCCAGCGAGCUUCAAAAGAAGCUUUUUGAGGACUUCUCAAAGAAGGAACAGAAGGAGUUACAAGACAAGGUUGGCAGCACUGAUCGCUCUGACAAGGAGCACAUUUUCCAAGCCCUACAGUAUAUGCGCCGCCUGUGCAACUCACCUGCCCUGGUGGUUAAAGAUGGGCACAAGCAGUACAACGAAGUCCAGAGCUACUUGGCUGCUAAGCGGUCGAAUAUCAGAGAUGUGGCACAUGCACCGAAGCUCAGUGCACUUCGCGACCUGUUGGUUGACUGCGGCAUUGGUCUCGACACUCCAGCCGAGGGUGAGCUUGACACUGGCGCAAGCUAUGUCAGCCCACAUCGAGCUCUCGUCUUUUGUCAGAUGAAGGAGAUGUUAGACAUUGUGCAAAAUGAUGUCCUGAAGAAAUUGCUGCCAUCUGUCCAAUACCUCCGCCUGGAUGGUGGUGUGGAAGCCACCAAGCGUCAAGACAUCGUCAACCGUUUCAACACCGACCCUAGCUACGAUGUCUUACUGCUGACCACCAGUGUUGGUGGUCUGGGUCUCAACCUCACAGGAGCAGACACUGUUAUUUUCGUCGAGCAUGACUGGAAUCCACAGAAAGAUAUCCAGGCCAUGGAUCGCGCCCAUCGUAUCGGACAGAAGAAGGUUGUCAACGUGUACCGCUUGAUCACGAGAGGCACUUUAGAGGAGAAGAUCUUGAACCUACAACGAUUCAAGAUCGACGUCGCCUCUACAGUGGUCAAUCAACAAAACGCUGGUCUUGGCACAAUGGACACGGAUCAACUUCUAGAUUUGUUCAGUCUAGGCGAGACAGCCGAAACAGCCGAGAAGCCGGGCGACCAAACUGGCAAUGAAAUCGAUAUGGUCGACAUAGAUGGUGAAGUCAAGGAGAAGGGCAAAAAGGGCUGGAUGGAUGAUCUGGGUGAGCUCUGGGAUGACCGCCAAUACCAAGAAGAGUACAACCUGGAUUCAUUCCUGGCUACGAUGAAGAACUGA